AUGAGAUUUCAUCCUUUUUUGGUAUUUUUUAUUUUUGUGAUGAGUCUGCUUCUGAUCAGCGAACAGAGACCAGUUAACUUUCCCAGGAGAAGAAAACUACACAGACACAACUGCUUUUGCAGGAGAUGCCUUUCACUUCAUUCCAAGGUGCCCUUCCCUUGAGAUAGAAAGAAAAUCUCUGAUUUCCUUGGUUCUACCAGAAGAAGAGUAAAAGCAAAGAUAUUCAACCAUCUCAGUAUGGCAACCUUAGCAUGGCAUCUUGUGAGCUACUGUGCAACAGAAG
Meriones unguiculatus (Mongolian gerbil) is the source of this 283-nucleotide messenger RNA. Its product is annotated as apelin receptor early endogenous ligand-like. Gene Ontology annotation, biological process: apelin receptor signaling pathway; heart development. The transcript has a single exon. Bases 1 to 162 code for a protein of 53 amino acids. NCBI's taxonomy places the organism in Eukaryota, Metazoa, Chordata, Mammalia, Rodentia, Muridae. Gene Ontology annotation, molecular function: apelin receptor binding. The record is from RefSeq and is a predicted model, not a curated record.